Messenger RNA from Mercenaria mercenaria, 2322 nucleotides. RefSeq lists its product as uncharacterized. NCBI's taxonomy places the organism in Eukaryota, Metazoa, Mollusca, Bivalvia, Venerida, Veneridae. The transcript has 10 exons. The record is from RefSeq and is a predicted model, not a curated record. The coding region runs from base 1 to 1980 and encodes 659 amino acids. Gene Ontology annotation, molecular function: protein binding.
AUGGCUUCUGUAGGAAAAAAGAGUAGUUACUCCCUACAAUGGUUGACGCCAAGCACAUUGUACUAUGUCCAAGUUGGAGUACGGACAGGGAAUACAUAUCAAAAUCUCACAGAAGUUGUCGUGGCACAAACAAAAGCCACAGAUCAUUGUUUAUACAAUGGUCGGCGGGUACCGAUAGGGGAGCAGCUGGUUGUGGACUGUGAGGAGUCCUGCUACUGUUCUAACACCGGCAGAUUCCAGUGUGUACCUGUGUGCUCGAAACAACACGCAAAUGCACGUCCAUGUUCGGAAACGACAAAUCGUGAAAACUGUUGCGACCUCGUGCAUCACUGCUCCUAUGAUACAUGUUCUUAUUUGGGGGAGCCCGUGCAGCACGAGUACUCCUGGGUUAUAGACUGUGCUGAGAAUUGCACGUGUUACGAUGGUUCAGUCACGUGCGUACCACUUUGUGCUGACAUCAUGGUUCCUGAAAACUGCACAAAUCCAGUCCUUACAAAAUCGCCGGAUGGCUGUUGCGAAUCGUACGAAUGUCAUGAAAUGGAUGAUGUAUGUCAGUACAUCAAUAUGUCACAUAGGGUUGGCACGUGGUUCCAGAGCUCAGACUGUGAGAUUUGCUCGUGUAUGCCUUCAAGGGAGGUAAACUGUGUCAAUCUGAGUAAAUGUUUGCCAACAACACUGUCUGAACAGUCGGUGACAUGUCCAGAACCUUCCUUGAUAGACAAUCUAUGCUGCCGCCAGAUUCUCUGCGAGAAACAAACGGAUAACAACGAUGUGCUUAGUACCUACGCGAUCACAAAAUACACCGUAUCAUCUAGCAUACUAGUCCGCUUCCAGUUCAUCUCAACGAAAGACGAACAAACCGCUAUCCAGAUGACGUUAUUCUAUACCACUGACGCCAGCAACAAGAACUACACCGUCUGGACGUCAAACGUCACCGUCAAAUUCAGUGACGUCAUUUACACUUCAAACGACACUCUUGAAUUUAGAGAUUUUGGGAAACCUUAUGUUUUGUACAAAGUCAACAGAAACUAUUUGCUUGUGAUUCCAAAACUGAUCGUGGAUACAUUUUAUUACGUGAAACUGAAAAUUAGUUUUGAUAAAAGUCAAAAAGCUGUCCCAGAAUACAUAGCGGAUACGAGAGCGGUACAGCUUCCGGGUUUACACGUUAGUGCUCCAAACCAUCUGAUGUCGCGAUUAAACAGAGUGUAUUUUUCUGCUAUAAACACAUCUUCUAACAGUGCCUUUCUUUCCUGGACCAUUCCAGAACAUCUUCUUUACAGCAUAUCAUCAUUUGUCAUCAACUAUAAACCUUUCAGCAGAGCUGAAUGGCAGUAUACAGAAAGACUAAUAUUUUCUGACAGAAACUAUAUGUUGAAGUGUUUAUAUCACUCCAGAUGGUACGAGGCGCAGCUUCUUGCGUAUCCUGGAGAACGUCGCUUAGCAACCACGUUCUUCAAUACGUCUUCUUUAAAAGAAAUUUCCAAUGCACAAUUAUCUCUUAGUAUUAAAAAUAUAUCGAUCGGGAGUUCUUUUGUUAUUAUCACAUGGGGUCGUCUUCCGGCGCAUCUUGAAGCAAACGUCAACAAUAUUGAGGUUCUUUGGACUCGUGAAAAUGACGAGGACACGCUUCUAAAAGCCUGCGUGACGGCCAACAGUGUCACAUAUACUUUGCAAGACCUGACGUCCGGAUGUAUGUACACUGUCUGGUUAGGCAUCAGUCGGAAAGAUGGAACCAUAGCUUUUACGAACAAAAUGCAUUUUGUAUCAAUACAUCAAUACAGUUCAUCACAUUCCGGUAACCAACACAGUAUGAUUGUAGCUGUCACCGUGGCCAGUGUGUCGCUUGUUGCUAUGGUGAUUGCUAUAGCAACCGUGGUAUACCUUUUUAAAUGUAAACACAGAGCUUCCUACCAAGAACAUACAUCAUUCGAAAAUAGGAUAUUCCAGAUUUACGACAAUAAGGAGGACCGUGAAUUAUAGUGAAGCUCUCAACCGAAUAUAAUUGAUAAUUAUAGCAGUGAUAUAGGUCGUGCAAACUGAAAUGUCAUAUAAAUUUUUAUUGUUGGGCAGGAGUUAGAGUAUGUAUAGUGGUUUAAUUUUUAGGAUAAGUCAAGAAAAAUUUAAAGUUUGGUUAAAUUCAUCCUUUACAAUAUUUUAAGCAUGAACAUAAUGAUUAUCUGAAUGUCCAGCCUAUUUUAUCAACUUCUAACAUUUUACAAAAAUGUAAGAAGAAACAAAAUAGAAAUUAAGACAGUUCAGUUUGCACGAACUGUACAGCUGAUUAAAAAGAUAUAUAAUUAAUUUUUGACGGAAUUUUUAAUG